ACAAAUAAGUUCCUUAACAGAUACUGUACUGUAGACAAACACUUCAGCAUGACAGUUGUUUCCUGUUAUAGAAACAGGUUUGUUCAUUAGUACAAACAAUGUGUAGACCUAGUGUAUAUGAUCAAAUUGUACCAUAAAAAAUAAUUAUCUUCCUCUCAGUAUUAAUACCCAUUAGCUGUCAGUGAGUCUAGUUUUGAAGUUAUCGUAACGAUUUCCGUGUUUCAUUCCCUUAUGUUUGCCGAACAAAGAGAAAAAUUCCAGAUCAGUAACUGCCAGUACCACCUUGAAUGCUGAAUAUUAUUGUCUAUCAUAAAUCAUGACAAUGACAUCAAUGGAAGUAUUUGUGAUUAUCCUGAGUACUGUGAUCUGUAGAUUCGAGGGCCUGGAGAUUACCCAGCAUCCCAGAAGUCAAUAUGUUUCUAAGGGGGACAAUGUUACAUUUACUUGUGGGUUUAGUUCUUCUUUUGGAGAAUAUGAUGGGUAUAGGAGAAUAUGGUCUCGUAAGCUGGAAGGUGAAGCAAUCCCCACAAUGCUUACUGAUGAACUAUAUGUGAAUCCUUUAAUCCCAGGUAGGUUUGCUGUCAGCCAAGAUGAGUUAUUUAACUAUGAAUUAAGCAUCGCACCCGUUUUGUAUAAUGAUGCAGGUACCUAUUAUUGUGAAGUCGGCAACGUCGCUACGAACACUCUCUUAAGUCGCUCAGAUGAAGCACAAUUAGAAGUAUAUACACCUGCACAGGAUCCGUUAUGUUACAUUCAGCGUGUGAUCAACAAUACACAAUAUGUGUGUACAUCAAAUAUUGAAGGUGAUACUAUCUACUGGGUGUAUGAAAACAAGCUCAUAUUACAACAAGUAAUUAAAGUUGUGGAAAACGACACAAGAACCUUACAAUGCUAUGUUAAUAACAGCUUUGGAGUACCAAGCAGAACUUGCAUUAUCAACAACAAUUGCGUGGUGCGACAUGAAUCCGAUGGCCUGGUAGUUAUAGGGGAUAAUGCUGCAUUUACAUGUAGCUGUCGCUAUCAACACCUUUCGAACUUUACCAGUUGGACAUACAAUGGGAGUACAAUUUCAUCAAGUAAAGAGCGAUUUUUAGUUAGAGAUAAGUCACUCUUCAUAAAUGGCAUCCUAGAGAAAGACAACGGUCUCCUUAUUCGAUGCAAUGCCAAUAAUAAAACAAAUGAAGUAUCUAGCGGAUGGCUGAAGCUACAGACGUUGUCAAAAACCUCUACAACUCAAAAUAUAGAUCCAUCAGCAACAGUCACUCCAAUUGAUGACUCUGUAUCUUAUGAAACCUUAAAAUAUAUUACUUUAGUAUUGAUAAUAAUAGUAUGUGUGAUUACAGUGGGUGGUAUGGGGUCCUGUUGCAUUAGGUGUCGAAAAAAAAACAAGCUAGUGAUAAGCAAUCAUCGGCCACCAAUGGCACCAGACAGCACUCAACUGCCAACGAUUGCAACACCCAUCCAUUUUUCUCAGAAUAAACAUAAGAGCGAAUCUACUACUUAUGAAAAUUUCGAUAUUAAAAGAAAUGUUUUUAAUGAUAGCGAAGACCUCCCAGUAUAUGACAACAUCAUCAAGGUAACGAAUGUAGUAUACGAUAAUCUUAGAACAGAUACCAGUGGAAAUAGAUUUGAAAAUGACUAUCUAAUACCUACAAUAGGCUUGGGUGAAUGUUACCCACUGCAUUACUCAAACAUUUCUAUUAAUAAAUCUCACAUUUAAAAAAAAAAAUCUAGACAUACUAUGCCUGUUUGUAAAACAGGACAUAGUACCUUUGUGAAAAAAGGACAGAAAAACCAUGUGAAAAAACAUAGGAAAAACAAGAUACAGUACAAUCAAAAAGAUAAAUCAGAACAAAACAACAGAUUUUCCACUGGUGCGGGAAAGCCAAAAAAUUAGAACAAAACAAUAUUAAUAGAUGAAAUAGAUUUCAUAAUCAAAAAUAAAUAUAAUUUAAUA
This is a messenger RNA of Anneissia japonica, 1957 nucleotides long. RefSeq lists its product as uncharacterized. NCBI's taxonomy places the organism in Eukaryota, Metazoa, Echinodermata, Crinoidea, Comatulida, Comatulidae. The coding region runs from base 317 to 1720 and encodes 467 amino acids. The transcript has a single exon. The record is from RefSeq and is a predicted model, not a curated record.